GCCGUUUCGAGGGAUGAGCAAUUAUAUUUGCCCGGAAACUGCUUACUAAUACUUGUCCAUUGGGAGAACCAUCAUUCUCCCAUCAGGAUUUUCAUCUGUUACAAUCUCCCUAUGUGGACAAGCUAGUUGGUCGGUGGUGGAAACAGAAGCUAUGGGUGUUCGGGAUGCUUUGUUGGGAGCAGCUGAGGCAGGUUGGUCACAUGUGGAGGUGAUAACAGAUGCUCUCUCGGCGGUCCAGGGGCUAAAAAAUGAGGGAGGUUCUUCUUGCCUUUUCCUGAUUCUUAAUGAUAUUAGGCAUAUACUAAAAGAUAAGAGUAAUUUUAUUGUCUCUUUUUGUAAACGAUCCGCGAAUCGUGUUGCCCAUGCUUUGGCAAGAGCCCACGUGACAAUCUCGGAUCAGUAUUGUUGGUAUGAUAGUAUUCCCGACUCUAUUGUAAGCCUGUUGGCGCAUGAUUUGGU
This is a messenger RNA of Cuscuta epithymum, 459 nucleotides long. The record is from the annotation of a GenBank genome assembly. NCBI's taxonomy places the organism in Eukaryota, Viridiplantae, Streptophyta, Magnoliopsida, Solanales, Convolvulaceae.